AUAAUAGUGACACAACAUGCGAUUCGUUUUGAUAACUUUAAACAUAUCAUUAUGUUUGAUAUUAACAGUGUUCGGUCGACCCGAAGUGUCCAAAUUGAACGAAAUAACAUCCAAAAAAUAUCCAAAUAACAUAGAAGAAUAUUUAGAAGAUGAAUUGGAUGAAAAUACACGAGCGAAGAAGUCGACCAUAACGACGUUUUGUGUAGAAAUUAGACCUGCUGAUGAAAAGCCUUAUCGAGUGUGUGAACCAGUGACAGAAAAAGGAGGUUACGGCAACCCAACUCCGUAUUUUCAACAAAAUGGCGGUUUUGAACAUUCAAAAUCAGAUGUAUCCUUCAACUCCGGCUCCUCCGUUCAAAGCAAACCAGCAUCAGCAGCUUAUUUAGCACCAGUGAAAACCUAUCAAUCUUCUGGAUCUAGUACCGCUUCAAAACCCUCGUAUGGUACAUAUAGAUCCACCAAACCAGAACGAGAAGAAGAACCUGAAAAAAUGAAUCCAGCAAUGGCAUCCAAGGCAGAAAUUAUAGAUAAAGUUGUAAAUAUACAAGACAGAAUGUCAGAGGUAAUGCCAACUUUAACCCAAGAUUCUACGGUUCGAAAAAAUCAAGAGUCUAACGAUAAAGAUCAGGAAUCGGAUUCAAUGAGAACAUCUCAUCAUCAAGAAUCUUACAGUUAUGGAUCUGGAUAUGGUAGUCCAUCAUCUAUGGUACCAGUGACUCCAACUCAUCAUGGACAUAGUGGUUUGGUUAUUACUUGUCAGCCUAAUCUAGCAGGCUAUGCUCACAACAUUCCAGGAUCUUAUCAUGAAAGUUCUAGCCACGGAGAUGGCGUCCCUACUUACAACUAUAGAUCUGCCAGUGCAAGUUACGGAAGACCUUACCAACCCUACAGACUCCAACCUCAACAAUAUGGUAAUUAUAAGCCAUAUAAUCCAAGACCAGUAUAUAGACCUCAAGCUCAAAUAUACAAAGGACCCAUUUAUUCAAAUCCUUAUUCCCAUCCAUCCACUUCUCCAAAACCUUCUCAUGCCUACAAACAGCCAGUAGGUGUGGAGUCUGGAGACACUUCCAUCUCUACCACUCACCCCAUGACCAAUGAAUAUUCUGCAUACCAACCACAAGUACCACCUGCACCUUUACCACUAUCUCCUCCAUCUCAAGCACAACAACCAGCACCACCGACAAACUACCAACAACCCACAAAUUACCCACCAGCUUCAAACUACCAACCGUCCGCAUCAUAUUACUCCCCUCCACCUGAAACUCCAGCUCCAGAAUUCAAGCCUCCUUCUAGUUAUUCUUCAGCUUAUGUACCACCUCCAGCAUAUAGAACAGCUGGAGAAGAGCAUUUGGAAAUUGCAGGAAAAAUGGACAAAGAAGCCCAUACUUUAAUGACGAUGGAAAAGAUUUCGGAAAAAAACGCAGAAAAUAGUCACUGGGCAAGUGAAAUUCAGACUUCCAAAGAUACCGAAGCUAGAAAAGCAGAUCAAAAUACUUGGAGAGAACCCGAAGGAGGUAACUGGAGGAUGGCAUCAGAACAGAAAGGCUUUGAAAUGAAUAAAGAUAGUGGAGAACACCCUCAAGGUCUCGAGGAGCCAGCAGAUCAAAGUGCAAUGAGAGAAGCCGUAGGAGGUGAUUGGAGAAUGGCACCGACAAAAAAAACCUUUGAAAUGAGGGAUGAUUCAAUGGACAAAGAUAGCGGAGAACAUGGAUUACAAAAUUGGGAUCACUUAGCAACGGCUAAUUUCAAAAACACAGAUAACUCACAAGGUCUUAUGGAAAAAACAGAUAAAAUUAUGAUGAGGGAAUCUGAUACACUAGGAGAUAGUUGGAGGAUUCCGUCGCCACAAAAAGGACUUGAAAUGAGAGAUGAUUCAAUGGAUCACUUAGGAGCUAGUUUCGGUAACACCCAAAUUAUUCCUGAAAAGGAUCUAGGAUCUAGUGAAAAUAUUAUUGAAAAUACUUUGUAAUUUGUAUAAUUGUAUAGUAUAAUUUAUUAAUUUUCGUUUAUUUAUGAAUAAAGAGUUUUUUUUUAUAAAA
Diorhabda carinulata is the source of this 2039-nucleotide messenger RNA. RefSeq lists its product as uncharacterized. The transcript has a single exon. The coding region runs from base 17 to 1969 and encodes 650 amino acids. The record is from RefSeq and is a predicted model, not a curated record. NCBI's taxonomy places the organism in Eukaryota, Metazoa, Arthropoda, Insecta, Coleoptera, Chrysomelidae.